This is a messenger RNA of Myiozetetes cayanensis, 3006 nucleotides long. RefSeq names its product DnaJ heat shock protein family (Hsp40) member C15 (gene DNAJC15). The record is from RefSeq and is a predicted model, not a curated record. The transcript has 6 exons. NCBI's taxonomy places the organism in Eukaryota, Metazoa, Chordata, Aves, Passeriformes, Tyrannidae. Gene Ontology annotation, biological process: protein import into mitochondrial matrix. Gene Ontology annotation, cellular component: PAM complex, Tim23 associated import motor. Bases 225 to 632 code for a protein of 135 amino acids. Gene Ontology annotation, molecular function: ATPase activator activity.
AAUUCAGGUUUUGCAGAUUUAGCAUAACUUUUUAAUUAGUUUUCUUUAUCUGAGAGGGUUUAUUGCUGAAAACUGAACUACACAGUAAAAUUAAAACACUGAGAUCAGCAGAAUAGCGUGGGAUUGAUGACUAACCUUUGGGAGCCAAUUCAUUGAAUAAAGAAAGGGACAGAUGUUACUUUAAUCUUUUAUUUCUUUAUUUUUCCCUCUUGGAUCUUCACAGAAUGCUUUCAUUUAAAAUCCACAUCUUGGAAGUUUCUCAAUGGCAUUUUUGGAGGGCUGGGAAGGCCAGAACUAUGAUAGCAGUUGGACUUGGUGUUGCAACUGUUGCAUUUGCAGGUCGUUACGCUUUCCACCUUUGGAAACCAUUGGAGCAGGCAAUUACAGAAACAGCAAAGAGGAUCACGACUUCUAGUUUUUCAUCAUACUAUAAAGGAGGAUUUGAGCAGAAAAUGAGUAGGCGAGAAGCUAGUCUCAUUUUAGGUGUAAGUCCAUCUGCUGGCAAAGACAAAAUCCGAACAGCCCAUAGAAAAAUCAUGAUUUUGAAUCACCCUGAUAAAGGUGGAUCGCCUUACUUAGCAACAAAAAUAAAUGAAGCAAAAGACUUGUUGGAAUCCAGUGCCAAAAACUGAAAUCUGAAGGCUUGGGUCAUAGGAGAUUCAGCAGAUACAUUGCACAAUGCCUUUCAUGUCUACUUGCUCUGCACAGUUUCUUAUUCAUAUUUAUUGUCAUAAUUAAAAUUUUAGGUUGAUCUAAAGCGAACUGAUUUAUUUUACAGUUAUAUAAAGUUAUGUACAGCUAUGCUCCUGCAAGGAGGAUAGAGUUGGACUUGAUGAUCCUUAUGGGUUCCUCCCAACUCAAGAUGUAUUAUGAUUGUGUCUCAAUUUUAGUGUAUUUUUACUGAAUUAUGAUCCCUUAAAACUUUGAAAAAGUUCUCUUACUGUCUGUAGGGUUUUUUUGCAGUAGUUACUUCUUUCUUUAAAUUUUGGAUCUUACAAAAUGAAAUUUAAAAAUUAGUCUUAAAUAUAGGGCUCUUAAUUAAUAAGGGAAUAACCCUAUAUCUAGGGUUGCCGGAGAAAAUGUGUGACAGUGUGUUGAUUCACAGGAAAUAUGGCAGACCCCGUACAAGUUUAUUACAGCACCACCUUACCCUUGAGUCUGUUCAUUUGUGAAGUAGUAGGGUUUGUUCAUGAGUGUGGUUUGAGAGCUGCAAUUCUGGACAAAAGACUAAUGGGACUACAGGCUGCAGUUUUCAUUAACUGUAUAUAUGGGACUUGGAGCUAUGAAGGAGAAGAUUCUUGAUUUUGGUUAAUUCUUUUGCAUACUAAAGGAUCUCUGAAAUUGUCAAAUAGUUAUCUAGACAUGCUUCAAGUCACAGAGUAUGUUUACUCUGUAGCAGUUGGGAUAGUGCAGGGGUUUUCAUGGCAGCGGAACUGAAGAAGGUAGGUCCACGUGCCGUGGAGGUGAGAUGGAUUUUAUUGGCUGGAGUUGUCUAGGUCCUACACCAGUCAUGUGAGCCUGGUGUAGGACUGACUCAGCAGGGAACCUACCAGUAGAUUGUCUGCACGUGAAUUAACUCUCCUAAGAGGAUGAUGAUGAGAUGAGACAGUGUAGUGGAUUCAGUGCAAGACUGAAAAACUUCCUGCUGUCCAUUCAGACUCUGUCGUUUGAGGUACAACAAACAACUUGAAAUGCUACAAAUAUAAAAUUUAGACAUCCCAUUUUCUAGGUUAUUUAACCAGAGGUAAGUGGCUAAGAGCAGUUAAUAUGAGGUUAGAUGCUUUAAUUAUUUAUCCACCGGAACAUGCAUUUGUAGUUUAUCCAGUGGUGGAUGUCCAGAUUAUAUGAAUUUUUCCUUGAAAGGAAGAAAGAAUAUGAAUUAUUUUUUACCAGGUUCCUCACAUUUUGUCACAAUUCCCUUACUUUCAUUAAAUGGAGAUGAAAAAAUUUUUAGUAGACCCUAGAAGGAAAUACUAAUUUUAGGUAGUUUAGAGACUUAUUGCAAUUAGAGUGGCAAGACACAUGACACAAUUUGACUGGAUAAAGCAAAAAAGACUAUUGGGAAAAACCUGACUGGGAAUAGCAUGCACCGUAUAAGUGCUACACUUGCAUCAUUUAACUGAUGCUCUAAUACAAGAAACUUUAAAGAAAAUAGUUUAUUCCUAUGCAGUAACUUUAAUUGGUUCUUGUUAAAGGAGUGACCAUCAGUUAAAGCACAUUGAAGGUUAGUCACUGGUGUAUCAGUCUGUACUGGCAAAAAAUAAAAUCAUGACAGUUUUCAUUUUGGGAGGAGAGAAGUGAGAUGGUGGGGGUCCUAAUUUUCUGAAGUGGAAUGUGUACGUGAUAUGAGUCAUUCUGCAAAAGCAAAAUUGAUGUGACUGGUAGGUAGCAAAAUCAUUCUGUCUGAUGAUUUUGAACUGACUAGCUGUUUUCAUAUGAUUGUCUUUUUUUUUCUGAGUAAAAUGAGAUACUAUUCUAAAGUAUCAGUUGAAACAAAUGCAUUACAGAUGGCUACUUGUUCUAUUCUUUAAAAUGAACUUCUCAUGUCUUUGUAAGAAGUAAAGGGUUUGGGUUUUCUCAUGAGAUUCUGUUGUUAAUAGCUUCCUUUCUGAUGUAAUUAUUUGUAUGUGAUUAUUUUGGAUGAAACACUUUUUUUCUGACUUUCAGUUAUGAGGGAGAUUUUCCUUCUUGACAAAAAGAAAUAAAACCGAGUUGUAGUUCUACUUUCUCCGUUAUUUUCAGAGCAGACUACUGACCAAUUAACAAAUUUCAUAUAUUAACAAAUUAAAAAAAUUUAACAAAUUAACUGACCAGUCCUGUCUCUGGAAAAUGCUGUGAAAUGAAUGAAGCUAAUGAGUAGCAGUUGUGAAAGCAUCCCUGUUUUAUGUCCGGUGUCAUAACAUCACAUAUACAAUAGCAUAUUUUUUCCUAUCUGUUUACUCACAAAACUUGCUUUACCUGCUAAAUGAUGUUUGGAAGGAUGAAUAAAGGACAGGGAAAGGCCAA